This is a messenger RNA of Anopheles cruzii, 1038 nucleotides long. Its product is annotated as homeobox protein abdominal-A homolog. The record is from RefSeq and is a predicted model, not a curated record. Gene Ontology annotation, molecular function: DNA-binding transcription factor activity, RNA polymerase II-specific; RNA polymerase II cis-regulatory region sequence-specific DNA binding. The coding region runs from base 115 to 1038 and encodes 307 amino acids. Gene Ontology annotation, biological process: negative regulation of transcription by RNA polymerase II; anterior/posterior pattern specification. The transcript is spliced from 6 exons. Lineage: Eukaryota; Metazoa; Arthropoda; Insecta; Diptera; Culicidae. Gene Ontology annotation, cellular component: nucleus.
UGAUAUCAACUUCCUUUUUCGUGACAUUCUCUUGUGUCACAGACGCCCAAUUCUGAAGGUAGCCCAUUGACAACCGGUAGUGAAGGGAGCCCGAACUCACCACCAACCAGCAAAAUGUAUCCUUUUGUAUCGAACCACCCGACUACACACACUAGUUACUCGACGAUGCCCGGGUUUUCCGGUCUGGACGACAAGUCUUGCAGUAGGUACACCGACAGUGUGAUGAAUAGUUAUCCUCCCAUGGGUGUUCCUGGCAGUGCCAGCAUUGCCCAGUUUUAUCAGCAAGCAGCAGCUGUUUCAGCAGCAUCCGCCGGGGUCGGUGUUGACUCGUUAGGAUCCGCCUGUUCGCAACUUUCUUCUUCCGUCGGCGGUGGGCAGACUGGACUACCGGAUAUUACAAGGCAUCCGUGGCUCGUGACUGAUUGGAUGAGCAAUCCCUUCGAUCGCGUGGUGUGUGGUGAUUUUGCCGGUCCGAAUGGAUGUCCUCGUCGGCGUGGACGCCAAACAUACACGCGCUUUCAGACGCUUGAGCUCGAGAAGGAAUUUCAUUUCAACCACUAUCUAACCCGGCGACGUAGAAUAGAAAUCGCUCACGCACUGUGCCUCACCGAGCGGCAGAUCAAAAUCUGGUUCCAGAAUCGCCGGAUGAAGUUGAAAAAGGAACUGCGUGCGGUCAAGGAGAUCAAUGAGCAGGCUCGCCGCGAGCGCGAAGAACAAGACAAGAUGAAGAACGAAUCACUAAAGUCCGCCCAGCAUCACAGCCAAAAGCAGAGCCAACAAGAGCAUGCCAUCGUUGGCUCGCAACAGUCAAGUAACGGCACGGGAGCUGGUGGCGGUGGUAGUGGUGCAGGCAACGGUGGGGGCACUGGAAGUCUAGGGAGCCAUUUACACCACCCUUCGAUCGUCGCGCAAAACGAUCUAAAGCUUGGAUUGGGCGGCAUGGGCGUCGGCGUGGGAGGGAAUCUCAGUAUGAUGGGAGGUCUGGAUAAUAAAACGAAUCAAGACAUCCUGAAAGCAGUUAGUAAAGUUCAUUCCUAA